Molecule: messenger RNA, 351 nt
Organism: Prorocentrum cordatum
Lineage: Eukaryota; Dinophyceae; Prorocentrales; Prorocentraceae
Source: the annotation of a GenBank genome assembly
AUGCUUCCUAUCUCGUUCCCCUUCCUCCCUCCAUCCUGCGUCUCCAGCCAAGCCGUCGGGUGCUUCCAGAUAGAGUUCGCCUCAACUGAUAUUCUGGGCGCGUUUGGCGCUGCCAGUUUGAUCACCUUCGUCCGGUCGGCGCGCACUCGGCGAGUUUGCCGGGGAUUUGCACGCGCUUGGCGCGUCGAUCGCCUCGCCCCCUGGAUGAUUGAGGCGUGGAGUUGUUUGGAGGGUCGGCGGAUUUUAGCAGGCGGAAGUUCAGAUUCUGUUUGCGAUGGUUGCGAGGCUUCGCUGGCGGCCGUGCACUGGAUGCAUGAGACAGUCAUCUUUGAGCGAGGCGGCUCUCAGUAG